Molecule: messenger RNA, 1326 nt
Organism: Akanthomyces muscarius
Lineage: Eukaryota; Fungi; Ascomycota; Sordariomycetes; Hypocreales; Cordycipitaceae
Exons: 3
Coding region: 1-1326 (441 amino acids)
Biological process (GO): NAD+ biosynthetic process
Cellular component (GO): cytoplasm
Molecular function (GO): kynureninase activity; pyridoxal phosphate binding
Source: RefSeq, a predicted model, not a curated record
AUGGAAUUAUCCGAAUACAUCGAGUCGCUGCGGCGCGGGGCGUCUGCCAACCAGCUACCCUCGUACGCCAACGAACUGGCGUUUGCGAGGAAACUCGAUUCUCAGGAUGCACUGAGAAAUUUGCGCAACGAAUUCAUCAUCCCGACCAGGGCAUCCCUUGCAAAGACUGGCCUAGAUGGCACCGUACCAGGAGACGAGGCUGCCACCGACUCGCCGUUCAGGCAGUGCGUCUAUCUCGCUGCCCACGGGCAGGGCUUGCAGCCCAAGGCUGUCCGUCGGUACGUGGACGCACAGCUCGAGACAUGGGACUCUGUCGGUGUGCGCGGGCAUUAUACACAGUUCGGUAACUCGCCGCUGGUGACGGACUGGCAUGGCAUGGCGGAGAAGUGCGCUAAACGCGACGAGUACGUCGUGCAGAGCCAGGUCCGGUGUCAUGGGAUGCACACGCCCGAGGAAAGCAUUGUAAGGAUCUCUCCGAGCGGUGACGCGAAGGGAGGCGACUCUUUGACAAUCUCGAACCAUCAUAUCCUGCGCGUCAUCGACGAGCAUGCCGAGGAGGCGGCGCUCCUGCUGCUGCCGGGCGUGCAGUACUACACGGGCCAGUACUUUGACAUGCCCACGAUUACAGCGCACGCAAAGGAACGCGGCAUCACGGUGGGCUGGGACAUUGCGCACGCGGUUGGAAACGUCGAGCUCCAUCUGCACGGUUGGGACGUGGACUUUGCGGUGUGGUGCAACUACAAUGCCCUGGACUUGGGUGAGGCCACCGGAGGCGACAGCAGCAGCAGCAGUAGCAGUAGCGCGACCUACCGUCAUCGUCUAUCAGGAUGGUACGGAAAUGCCAAGGAUACUAGAUUUGACAGGGACAUGCGAUCAUUUACAUCCAUCGACGGCGCCGCCGGCUUUCAGGUUUCGAACCCGUCUUGUAUAGACUUGGCAAUUCUGUCCGCGGCCCUGUCAGUCCUAGGUUGCCGACCCAUGAGCGAGAUACGAUCCAAGUCUCUGGCUCUCACAGCCUAUGCCGAAUACCUGCUGGACCAGAUACUAGAUGAGAUGAGAGGGACUGAUGGUGCUGCGCCAUUUACGCUCAUCACGCCGCGGGACGUCCGGCAGCGCGGCGCCCAGCUCAGUCUGCAAUUCUCCGACGGCGAGACCCUGGACGCUGUAAUGCAGGAGCUUGAGCAAGAGGGGACCCUGUGCGACGGAAACAGGCCAGACUAUAUGCGACUUGCGCCGUCGGCUCUGUAUACACGGUUCGAGGACAUCUGGAUGUUUGCGGCGGCGAUGCGAAAGGCCUUAGGCCUGGUUGAACUGCCAAGCUUGUAG